UAUUACUUUUCGUUCAACUGAACGUCUUGGUGCACACGAGUCGGAUUACGGUGACGUUUCUUGUGAUAACAGUGCAAGGGUGUAGAGUGAGUGUAAAACACGUUCGAAAGUUUACAAAAAAUCUAUAAACAACUUAGUGCUACUGACAUAGUUUGGCAGCAGUAUGACAGGAUUACUGAAAUUUUGUUCACUCGGAAUUCUAAUCAUACUAUUUCUAAAGGAAAUACAGUGUGAUGCACCGCCGCUUUCCGAUUCUGCUUCUUUACCUUUGGAACAUCGAGCCGUUUAUGGACCUCCUUUGUCGUCAUCCGGUGCAGGAUAUGUACCACCAGCCAUUUUGCAACAAGGAGGUGGAGGCGGUUCCUCGGAUGAUCCGUGGCCUCUGGCAACUCCAGACAUGCCACAAAUUAAACACUUGCAAGUUCAGUGCGAAAAGACGCAUAUGAGAGUUAACAUAGAAUUUGAUCGUCCGUUUUAUGGAAUGAUUUUCUCAAAAGGAUUCUACAGCGAUCCCCAUUGUGUUCAUCUUAAACCAGGGACUGGACAUUUAAGUGCAACGUUUGAAAUUUUUCUUAAUAGUUGUGGCAUGUCUUCGUCUGCUAAUCAUAACACAGCUGGCUAUGGUGGACCUACACCCAGCGGAAGUUACGUGGAAAAUACGAUUAUCAUCCAGUACGAUCCGUAUGUGCAAGAAGUCUGGGAUCAAGCUCGUAAAUUACGUUGCACGUGGUACGAUUUUUACGAAAAAGCUGUGACAUUCAGACCGUUCCAAGUAGAUAUGCUGCAUGCAGUUACGGCUAACUUCUUAGGAGAUAACUUACAAUGCUGGAUGCAAAUUCAAGUAGGCAAAGGUCCAUGGGCUUCUGAAGUUUCCGGUAUUGUAAAAAUUGGUCAGACCAUGACUAUGGUCUUAGCGAUCAAAGACGACGAAAACAAAUUUGACAUGCUGGUCCGAAACUGUGUCGCUCAUGACGGCAAACGUGCACCGAUUCAGUUGGUAGACCAAUACGGUUGUGUUGUAAGGCCGAAGAUCAUGAGUAAAUUCCAGAAAAUUAAGAACUUUGGUCCUUCAGCUUCUGUAGUAUCAUUUGCAUACUUCCAAGCUUUCAAAUUCCCAGAUUCGAUGAACGUACACUUCCAAUGUGUAAUUCAAGUUUGCAGAUAUAAUUGCCCUGAACCUAAAUGUGGAGGUCAUCACAGUGUCGGUUUAACCAGCGAAUACGGACUUCCACCUAUUGGAAAUUCUCUCGUAAAUGGAGAUUUUGGUGGCCAUAAUAAUCUUAACGAUGAAUACGGUACUCCAUCUCUAGCCGAAUAUGGAGUUCCUCCAGCCGCUUUUCCAGAUCCAAGACAUCCUUCUGGCCCUACUGGUGCUUAUUCAGAAAACAACCCUGACGUCGUACCGGCACCACAAGCUCAGAUAACAUCGUCGUCUACGUCUUCAAAUCCUCCACCCAAUUUGUCAUCUCCAGCACCACCUCAGAUUUCUCCACAAACAAGUAACGAUAUCCAUUUGCCACCUCCACCACCACCAGGACACCAUGGAACUUAUAACACUGUAAAGAGAAAGAGCAAUAUUCCCGAAGAGUUCGAAGGAAAUUUAGCCACACUGGGAGGUCGACCGCGUUCGGUGGAGAAUUUGCCUGCCGAAUUACAAGGUGCGAAAAGAAAAAGACGUAGUAGUGAUGACGUGAUGACAUUCGUCGUCACCCAUCAUGUUUACAAACGUGAAUCUCAAGAAAUGACCGAUGUUAAUACUAGUCGGACUAUUCAAGUAGUUGCACCAGGAGAUGUUAACUUCGCUUUAAAUCCAACUCAGACUAACGAGACUGUCGUCAUACAGUCAUCGUCAUUGUCGCCAACCGAUCAAGAAACAAUAUGUAUGUCAGUUCCAAGCUUUGUAGCUGGACUAGUUAUGCUCCUGUUGGUGCUUAUUGUAGCUAGUUUAGUAGCUGCGUUUUUGUUUGUUCGAGUGAGAGCUAUAGAUCGUAAAGGAAUCACAACAGUUUUUGCAGGAGGUCGGGGAGGAUAUGACAAUGCGGAGUUUGUAAAAGUGGCUAACUGACCAUUAUAGUUUGGAACAUUGUAUGUACAUUCUGAGUUUCCAAAGAUGUUCAGGUUAUAAUCAAGUGAUUGUGUGAGUGAAUAACAUAAUUUCAAUGUGAGCUCACUUCCUGCAACAUAUUUCCCUCGAUAUAUUUAAUACUUUUCUUUAGUAAUUUAUAUCGUCAUCCUUAAUAUGUUCCCGUCUCCCAGUAUUAAUUCGAACUUACAAUUGGUACCUGACACUACUGUUGGUAUAGCUUCAACAAGAUUUUGUAAUCGUCAGGUUGAUUUACUUUUGGUUGUUGAAACAUAAAUCAAAGUAAAAGUAAUUAUUUAUUACUGUAUACCCAUUACGUGUGGUAAGAAUGUAAGAUAUUUGUUUGAGAAACAUUAUUGGUUAUUUAUUAAUAUUGUAUGUUAUUUUGCUCUUAUUAAGGGCAAAUUUUACUGACCCAAUAUUUAUUGUCUCUUAUGUGCGCAGAAACUAGUCUUGUAAUUAAGGCCUCGUCCAUACAUGUAAAUAUAUUUGUAUGAAAAUACUCAAAAUAAAUUUAACAAAAGAUGAUUCAUCAUA
Zophobas morio is the source of this 2620-nucleotide messenger RNA. It is a transcript of the gene dyl, whose product is annotated as cuticlin-4. NCBI's taxonomy places the organism in Eukaryota, Metazoa, Arthropoda, Insecta, Coleoptera, Tenebrionidae. The record is from RefSeq and is a predicted model, not a curated record. The transcript has 3 exons. The coding region runs from base 164 to 2065 and encodes 633 amino acids.